This is a messenger RNA of Manduca sexta (tobacco hornworm), 4249 nucleotides long. It is a transcript of the gene ry, whose product is annotated as xanthine dehydrogenase. The record is from RefSeq and is a predicted model, not a curated record. NCBI's taxonomy places the organism in Eukaryota, Metazoa, Arthropoda, Insecta, Lepidoptera, Sphingidae. Gene Ontology annotation, molecular function: 2 iron, 2 sulfur cluster binding; FAD binding; xanthine dehydrogenase activity. The coding region runs from base 1 to 4074 and encodes 1357 amino acids. The transcript is spliced from 8 exons.
AUGGGAUUGUUGAAUGCCGAUGAAGAAAUCCACGAUGUCAGCACAGAUCUGGUUUUUUAUGUUAAUGGCAAGAAGGUCGUUGAGCCAAAUCCAGAUCCCUCAUGGACCCUGCUGUGGUACCUUCGCAAGAAACUUCGUCUCACUGGUACCAAGUUAGGAUGCGCCGAAGGAGGAUGUGGGGCUUGUACGGUUAUGAUAUCCAAGUACCACAGAAAAGAGAAAAAAAUAAAUCACCUCGCAGUAAACGCAUGUUUGGCACCAGUAUGCGCAAUGCAUGGAUUAGCUGUUACUACAGUAGAAGGUAUCGGAUCGACUAAAACAAAGUUACAUCCAGUUCAAGAAAGAAUUGCCAAAGCUCAUGGCUCACAGUGCGGGUUUUGUACCCCUGGUAUUGUCAUGUCUAUGUACACAUUAUUAAGAAGUUGUAGACACAUCAAGUAUUCCGAUAUUGAAGUGGCAUUUCAAGGAAACUUGUGCCGCUGCACUGGAUACCGAGCUAUAAUAGAAGGAUAUAAAACCUUCAUUGAGGAUUGGGAAACACAGCGCAUUGCUAAUGGCACAACGAAUGGAAAUUCGAAUAAUGUGUGCGCAAUGGGAAAAGAUUGUUGUAAAAACAAGUCAAAAGAUGAAGAUGAUAGUGAAACCAAAUAUAUCUUCGACAAAUCGUCAUUUUUGCCCUACGAUCCAAGUCAAGAGCCCAUAUUUCCACCUGAACUUAAACUUUCGUCAAUGUAUGAUGAUCAAUAUUUGAUAUUUCGAGGAAAAAACACCACGUGGCAUCGACCUACUGAAUUAAGUACGCUGUUGACAUUGAAAAAUAAAUACCCCAAUGCAAAAAUUGUUGUCGGAAACACAGAAGUUGGAGUUGAAGUAAAAUUCAAACAUUGUAUUUACCCAGUUAUAAUAAUGCCAAAUAGUAUUCCAGAACUAAAUUCUAUCAUUGAAAAUGAUACUGGGUUAACUAUAGGCGCCGCAGUAACUCUUAUGGAAAUGGAAAAUACUUUUAGAAAAUAUAUUCAGUCGUUACCUCAUUAUAAAACCCGAACAUUGAGUACUAUAGUGGACAUGUUAAACUGGUUUGCCGGCAAGCAGAUACGAAAUGUUGCUGCCAUGGGCGGAAACAUAAUGACAGGCAGUCCGAUUUCCGAUUUAAAUCCAAUUUUAAUGUCUCUAAAAGUAAAACUGAAUCUUCUAAGUAAAGAUAAUGGUCAUCGAUCGAUAUUAAUGGACGAGACCUUCUUUACGGGAUAUAGAAAAAAUGUUGUAAAGCCGGAUGAAAUAUUAUUAUCAAUAGAAAUACCUUUUACAUCGAAAAAUCAUUACAUAAAAGCAUAUAAACAAGCAAAAAGACGAGAAGAUGAUAUAUCUAUUGUCACCGCUGCAAUAAAUGUUGAAUUUCAAGGAAAUUCAAAUAUAAUACAAAAUAUAACUUUGGCGUUCGGUGGUAUGGCACCUGUAACUAAAAUAGCAACAAAAACAGGUAAUGGUUUAAAAGGUGUAAAAUGGGAUAGAGCUAUGCUUGAACAAGCAUUUACACUAUUGGUCGACGAAUUACCAUUGGAUGCCUCUGCACCUGGUGGAAAUAUACAAUUUCGUCGUGCUUUAACUAUGAGUUUAUUCAUGAAAGCUUAUUUAGCUAUAUCACAAGAGAUGGCGGAAGAUUAUAAUGUGGAAAAUUCUAUUGAGCCGCAACACCGCAGCGGCGCCAAUCAAUUUCAUGGUAGCAUCCCUAAAAGUGCACAAUAUUUUGAAUUAGUCGGUGACAAGCAAAUUAAAAGCGACGCAGUUGGUCGGCCUAUGCAACACAUGUCGGCAUAUAAACAAGUAACUGGUGAAGCAAUAUAUUGCGAUGAUAUGCCCACAGCAGAAGGAGAACUUUACUUAGCCUUUGUUAUAAGCACGAAAGCGCAUGCAAAAUUAAUAUCGGUUGAUCCAACGAAUGCUUUAGCACAACCCGGUGUCGUAGCAUUUUUCUCGGCUAAAGAUUUAACAAGUGAGCAAAAUGAAAUUGGACCUAUAUUCCACGAUGAGGAACUGUUUGCCAGCGAGAAAGUAGUGAGUCAAGGUCAAACCGUAGGUGUUAUUGUGGCCGAAGAUCAGGAAACUGCCCAAGCUGCUGCUAGAAUGGUAAAGAUUGAAUAUGAGGAAAUACAUCCAAUCAUCGUAACUAUAGAAGAUGCCAUUAAACAUAAUUCAUUUUAUCCACAAUUCCCUAAAACCAUUAAAAGGGGUGACGUAAAAUCGGCGUUUGAAGACAAAAAUAACGUUAUCAUCGAAGGUCAAUGCCGAAUGGGUGGUCAAGAGCAUUUUUAUCUAGAGACACAUGCGGCAUUCGCGAUUCCAAAGAAAGAAGAUGAUGAAAUAGAAAUAUUUUGUUCGAGUCAACAUCCUUCAGAAAUUGCGAAACUCGUUAGUCACAUAUUACACGUACCCAUGAAUAGAAUUGUCGCACGUGUAAAACGUAUGGGCGGAGGUUUUGGAGGCAAAGAAUCUCGGGGUAUGUUGGUUGCUUUGCCUGUUGCGUUUGCAGCCCAUAAACUCAACCGACCAGUGCGUUGCAUGCUAGACCGCGAUGAAGACAUGCAAAUGACAGGUACAAGACAUCCUUUCCUGAUAAAAUAUAAAGUUGCGACCACAAAAGAAGGCAAAAUUGUUGGAGCCGAAGUCAAUAUUUAUAACAACGGUGGUUACUCCAUUGAUCUUUCGGGUCCUGUCGUUGAAAGAGCUAUGUUCCAUUUUGAAAAUGCUUAUUACAUUCCCAAUUCUCAAGUGACUGGACACGUCUGUAGAACUAAUUUGCCAUCCAAUACCGCGUUCAGAGGAUUUGGAGGCCCUCAAGGCAUGUUUGGAGCUGAGAAUAUGAUAAGAGAUAUAGCCUACAAGCUAGGGAAAAAUCCUAUUGAAAUAAGUCAAUUGAAUUUGUAUCAAGAAAACUCCAUUACUCAUUAUGGCCAAACAUUGACCCAUUGUACUUUGCAAAGAUGUUGGGAUGAAUGUAUCGAAAAAAGCAAUUUAGUUGAGAGAAAAGCAAACAUUGAGUUGUUUAAUAAGCAACACAGAUGGAGGAAACGCGGAAUAUCCAUAAUACCAACAAAAUUCGGUAUCGCAUUUACGGAAAAACUGUUGAAUCAAGCUGGUGCUUUGGUUCUUAUUUAUGUAGACGGCUCUGUUCUGUUAUCUCAUGGAGGCACGGAAAUGGGGCAAGGGUUACACACAAAGAUGAUACAAGUGGCGUCACGUGUUCUCGGAAUAGAUGUAUCUAAAAUUCACAUUAGCGAGACAUCUACAGACAAAGUGCCUAACACUUCAGCCACAGCAGCGAGCGCUGGCUCCGAUUUGAACGGUAUGGCCGUAUUAGAAGCCUGUCAGACCCUCGUCAAACGUCUUCAACCUUUCAAAGAAAAGAACCCUAAUGGAAAAUGGGAAGAUUGGGUAUCCGCGGCAUACGUCGCAAGAGUAAGCUUGUCGGCAACUGGAUUUCACGCAACGCCUGACAUCGGAUACGACUUCAAAAAUAAUAUAGGGAAACCGUUCAAUUACUUUACUUUCGGUGUAGCAUGUACUGAAGUGGAAAUCGAUUGUCUAAGUGGCGAUCAUCAAGUUAUCAGAACGGAUAUCGUCAUGGAUUUGGGAGAAAGUAUUAAUCCCGCCAUAGACAUUGGCCAAAUAGAAGGUGCGUUUAUACAAGGAUAUGGUCUAUUUACUAUAGAAGAAUUAAUUUACUCCCCCACGGGAACGUUGUAUUCGAGAGGACCCGGUGCUUAUAAAAUACCUGGUUUUGGAGAUAUUCCCCAGGAGUUCAAUGUAUCUUUGCUUAAGGGCGCUCCGAAUCCACGUGCUGUAUAUUCUUCUAAGGCUGUGGGUGAGCCGCCGCUGUUUUUGGCGUCGUCUGCUUUCUUCGCGAUCGUAGAAGCGAUCAGGGCAGCGCGGGCGGACGCCGGCGUGCCUCUAGAAUUCCGUUUAGACGCGCCCGCCACUGCGCCGCGUAUCCGCAUGGCUUGUGAAGACCAUAUCACAAAGAAGCUUGCUGAACCAGAUCCAAGCACCUAUGUCCCAUGGAAUGUCGUCCCAUGAUCUACAGUUUUUUUUAGGUUGUGAAACUGUUGUGACUUUUUAUACCUGCUAGAGAUAAAUUUACAACAAAUAAAGUUAUAUAUUUAUAUCUUCUUAUAAUCACAUAAGUUGCAAGAUACAAAAAAAUAACAUUAGUCAUUUAUGUUACAAAAAAAAUAAAAAUAUAUUUACAAUA